Messenger RNA from Iphiclides podalirius (scarce swallowtail), 852 nucleotides. The record is from the annotation of a GenBank genome assembly. Lineage: Eukaryota; Metazoa; Arthropoda; Insecta; Lepidoptera; Papilionidae.
AUGUCGGUUAACCUUUGCGCACAAGAAGGUGAGGAGCCAAGAGAUGUGGUGCUUCACUUCGAUGUGAGAUUCCACCGUGAUAACAUAAUCUCAUUGUCGAGAAAAAACGGAAUAUGGAUAGGCAGUGGCAACUACGACACAAAUUAUAACAUGUUCGUUCCCGGUACGAUAUUCCGUAUAGUCUUCGAGGUGAAAGACACAGACGUGAUCACAAUAUACUGUCAAGGCAAGUUCCACUCAAAUUUCCUGCCCAAGAUACCCCUCAGCAUGGCUAAAUACAUUGUCGCUUGGGCAGACGUGGAAAGGGUGACACACUGCUACUUCCAUUUUGGAUUCAAGGGUGUUGGGGAUGAAGUUGGAGCCGGGUUUCCGCAAUGUCUAUCACCACGUACCACGGCGAACAUGAUGCUUGGUGAGACUAAGCGAUGCCAACGCUUACACAAAAAGCUACCGGGCUCACCCGCCCUUCAUUCAUCGAAUGACAGUUCGGAGGAUGAGCGCGCAAAGCUACGGCCGAAAACCGAGGGGAGGGCCGACAGAUUCUUCUAUGAGACUCUAAUGUGCCAACCGCCGGACUUUACAAAGUUCUGCACGGACGCUAAGUCCAGGCGCGACAGGAGCCAAUCGCACCCCAAAGCCGAGCACAGUAAAAAGUAUCGAGAGGUCUCGGACAGCGAGAAAAUCGACACGGAAGUAUUUUCCGAAGAGAACGUAUCUAAUAACGUCGAUUCGUCUAUGGUUGAGUCGGAAGCGGUAUUGCCUGAUAUGAACGGAAAGAAGCGCUGCCGGCGCGGGAAAUUUGCUCCUCUGGCGCAGGUCGUAAACUUUAUGGGCAAAACGUCGAGAAGAAGC